This is a messenger RNA of Drosophila mauritiana, 469 nucleotides long. RefSeq lists its product as uncharacterized. NCBI's taxonomy places the organism in Eukaryota, Metazoa, Arthropoda, Insecta, Diptera, Drosophilidae. The transcript has 2 exons. Bases 83 to 448 code for a protein of 121 amino acids. The record is from RefSeq and is a predicted model, not a curated record.
UCUAAAUGGAAAACGUAUUAGCAUUAUAAGUUCGAUAUAAAAGUCAGUGCCAGGCAGUUCAAGUUUUAGUAUCAAAUCGAAAAUGCAGCUGAGUAUUAUAGUAUUGCUCCUGUGCUUGGUGGCCGUUGCAAAUUCACUUGCACCAAGUCAACUGGCAUCAAAAACCCCAUCGCCUAAUGUAAGCAAGGAUCAGCCGUCGUCCAAGGAGGAGAAACCCAGUUUGAAGCCCUGCAAACCCAUCGAGACUGUGAGUUCAGAGCCAAAAGAACUAGGCAUUACUCCCAAGGUUGGAUUAAUUACUCCGGAAUCAGCUAAAACUACUGGCACAAGCGUGCAUAAAAGUCUGGAUGAUUGCGAACCCAUUCCCGAGGGUAUUGGAUCUCGAUUGAAUGCGAGAACUCUUCAAACACUCGUUACAAAAAAUAAUAACAACCCUCAUUUUCGUUGAGUAAAACAUGAAAAUCAUUAA